UAAAGGAAAAGUAUAAGCUAAUACAAUUUUUCAGCGACUGAAUUCAUGAUUUUUUCCUCAAAAUUAGAGACUUCUAUUUAUAUAUCUAUUAAGGGAUAAAAUAAAAAUGUAGUAAAGAGAGACAAAACAAAAGAAGAGAAGGGAGCUCCCGAUUCUCUUUGCAGAGCAAAUAGAAACCUAAUCUCAAAAAGGAGAAUUGAAGAAAAUGAAGAAAAUAAGGGGGGAGAUUGAUCCACAAUGGAGCCAAGGCUCUGGGUCUUGCUAAAGAGACUAUGAAUCUUGAAGAAGAGCUUGCCGACACUCCAAAUCAAAGUUGAGAAUUUCAAAAAUGCACUUCCAGAUGUUUCACGUGGUGAUGGCCAAGAGCUGAAGUAGAUUUGUUCCAUUUAAGGUGAUAAAUCUUGCUUCAUUGAAUAUUACCUCCAUGCCUGAGGUUCCAAUAUCCCUGGUAUGAAGGAAAAAAAAAAAUUAUAUUAACAUAUAGAAGUAUAUAGUAGAUAUAUAUAGUAAGAAUAAAGUUCAGAACAGCUACUCUACUUUGUGGAACUAAGACACUUUGGUUCCAAACUGUAUAAAAUAUAUUGGAUUAUGAGAAAGUGAGUGACACACAUAAAUUAUGGUAAAAUACUUACUGGUCGAAGUACCUCCCAAAUCUUGUAAAAGAAUGUGAUUAAGCCUUGAUCUCCAAAAUUUAGAUGUAUUUACACUAAAACUGCAUUGCACAAGGAAAAUAUAUUUUAUUUCAUACAAUCCAUGAAUUUUAGAGAUUUAUGAGGAAAAUGAUGCAUCGCAGUCGUCAUACUUAAUGCUAAUUGACCAUACUUGAUGAACCUGAUGAAUUAACAUCUAGUUUCUGCAGAAAAAAUAAAGAUUGAUAGCUACAUGAGAAAAGACUGGUGAAAUGAAAUAAUAAUGCAUUUUCAAAGUUUAUUUUGCGGACAGAUCCUAAGGUAAAUUAUAUAAUUUCUAAUAACGUGUGUGCGCGCAAUGAAUUUUCUGUAGGUGAAAUAUAAUAAUUGGUUUAUAUGGAGCUCUCUUCUCUGUCAUAGACACAUGUUAGUUCCCUAAGCUAAUCCUUAGCAUUGCUUUAAGCCUUUAGAUAUUGUUAUAACAUUUUUGAUAAGUUAUCUUUGUUAAUGUUUAUGACAUAAUCUUUGAAGUUAGGUGGUUUCUUGCAUUCAUGGUUUCUGAACAAUAAACAAAUAAAUAAUGGAAAAAGAAGGGUAGGUGCUGCGUCGUUGCUUUGGACUAUUGAAGUGAGCUUAUUCUAAACCCUUCCUCUUCUCCGGAUCCGCCGUGCUCCACCCUCCUCUUCUCCAUUCCGCUGCGCUCCACCCUCCGCUGCUCCAAAAUCCCUCUCCCUCAUAUUCUGCCACUUCUCCGCAUUGUAAACAUAAAACUGCCUCCAGCUUCUGCGCGUUACAUUCUUGCUCCUUCUCCUUCAUACUCUGCUCGUUCGAAGACCAUCGAAGUGGACAAGUAUAUCGUUGGAACAGGUUGAUAAUGUAGUCUUAUUCUAAUUAGAGUAUCAAGUGUUGAAAAGAAAGAAAGAAAGAAAGGAAGUGAUCAAACAAGUGACACAGAAAAAUGUGGGUCGAAUUUGAUUGGAUCCAUUCAAGUGUUGCCACAGCACCACCACCACCGUCACUACCUCUGUUUCUUGCUUAAUCUAAAUCUUCCAAUCUCAAAUCUCAAACCCCAAUAAUUUCAUCGAAGUCUCAAUCUUUUCCCUUUUCCACAACAACCCCACUUCUCCAUUUCUUCUUUACGAGCUACGAUGUCAAUGUUUCUGCAUCAAAGAAGCUUGCACAAUGCCUUUUCGAACCCAUUUGCCGCUCCACCACCUUCCUCGGCCAAUUCCAAGAGACCCAUCUCCAUCUUCACCCCAACAACACUCUUGGUGCUCCUUUGCCUCGUCAUGGUGGUGGGUGUCUUCAGCCCCUGGGUCAAUAUCCCCCAUGGAAUCUUCUCAGUUUCCAAGCCUGCUGUUUCAAAGUGGAACUCAUACACAUUGGACCAAGCUCUCUCCUUUGUGGGCAAAAAUGGAACUGUCAUAGUUUGCAUUGUGAGUCAGCCUUACUUGCCGUUUCUCAACAACUGGUUGAUCAGUAUCACAAGGCAGAACCGCCAGGGUAUGGUUCUUGUCAUUGCUGAGGACUAUGCUUCACUCUAUAAGGUUAAUGAGCGUUGGCCUGGUCAUGCUGUUCUUAUUCCACCUGUGCUUGAUGCUGAAUCUGCUCAUAAGUUUGGAUCUAAGGGUUUUUUCAACUUCACGGCCAGAAGGCCUAGCCAUCUUCUGAAGAUUUUACAGCUCGGAUAUAGUGUAAUGUACAAUGAUGUUGAUAUGGUCUGGUUGGGGGAUCCAUUGCUUCAGUUAGAAGGGAGUCAUGAUGUGUACUUUACAGAUGAUAUGAUUCCGAUCAAACCAUUAAACCAUUCUCAUGCUUUACCGCCACCAGGAAAAAAGGGCCGCCCUUACAUAUGCAGUUGCAUGAUUUUCCUUCGCCCUACAGACGGAGCAAAGCUAGUCUUGAGAAAGUGGAUCGAGGAACUUCAGAAUCAACCAUGGUCUAGAACCCAGAAAUCAAAUGAUCAACCUGCUUUUAACUGGGCUUUGAUGAAGACAGCUAAAGAGGUGGAUUUAUACUUGUUGCCGCAGGCAGCUUUUCCUACAGGUGGGUUAUAUUUCAAGAACAAGACAUGGGUUAAGGAAACUAAAGGAAAGCAUGUGAUCAUUCACAAUAACUAUAUAGUAGGUUUUGAGAAGAAGAUAAAGCGAUUUCGCGACUAUGGCCUCUGGUUGGUGGAUGAUCAUGCUGACGAAUCCCCGCUUGGUAGAAUAUGACCCUUGGAUGUCUCGAGUUUAUCGUCGGAUUUUGUUAGAGCAUUUAUUUUCGGAAAUUAGAACAUGGUUUCUGCCAAUUCAUUCAUCCGCCUAUCUGGUAGAGGCUUGAUGAAGACAUCCGAACUCUUGCUAUCAACAUGUGCUGCACCCAUACCAGCCGCCAAGCGAUUCCUUGGCAGAUAGUUUGUGUUUCAUUUUUGUGCGGAAAAAGGUGCUUCAAAGAUGCUGGAUUGUAUUACAAGUCCAUAGAAGAGAAGGAUAGAAUUUAUUUGGUUCUUGUAGUUGGACUACAAAUGCUACUUAAAAUAAUAGUUAUAAGAGAAAUUAUAGGAAAUGAAUUUUUAAUUAACCAAUAUUAGCAAGUAAAUGGACAAGUAUAUAUGAAAGAGUUUAGGAUAGAAAAAAGUACACAAGAUUCAUAUAUAUUGAGUUACACUUGAAAUGGUUUUUUUUUUAUCGGCAAAAAUGUCUAUGUCGUCAGCAGAUUUGUGAGGCUUAUGGUAUAUUUUUAUAUUUUUGUCCAUUAAAAAUAAUCUUUUUAAUGUAUUUGAUAUUUAUAAAUUUUGAUGUGUAUUUUUG
Messenger RNA from Arachis stenosperma, 3424 nucleotides. Its product is annotated as UDP-D-xylose:L-fucose alpha-1,3-D-xylosyltransferase MGP4-like. The coding region runs from base 1778 to 2845 and encodes 355 amino acids. The transcript is spliced from 7 exons. The record is from RefSeq and is a predicted model, not a curated record. Gene Ontology annotation, cellular component: Golgi apparatus. Lineage: Eukaryota; Viridiplantae; Streptophyta; Magnoliopsida; Fabales; Fabaceae. Gene Ontology annotation, molecular function: glycosyltransferase activity.